AACUCUUGUACCAAAAAGGAAAAUUACUCCUGUCUCUCUCCUCUUCACAUGUGCUCACCGUUAGUUUUCUUAUGAGAACAGAGACAAAGCUCACUUCAUUGGGUUUGAGACGUGCCCCUUUGUAUCCCUCAUACCAUUUUCUGGUUCUCCAAUUUCUCAUUCUUACCACAGAUAAAUAAUAGCCAUCAAACCAAAUCCAGCCGUUGGAUGCCUCCACUUGAAAACUCGUUUUGUUCUUUUUCUGUUGUCUAUUAAAAUUUUCAAUAAUAUCAAUAAUAUUAUAGUGCAUAUAUUAUCUUCUCGGCAUUUACAUUACAUGCUCCACUCUGUUCUUUCCUCUGUUGUGCCUCAUGGCUGCAACUGCAACCGCAAAAAGUUUAUAGAACCAUAACAACCAAAGCGUCAACGGCAACAACCCUGACAUAACAAGGGAAGAAAUCCAAACCGCCAUAGCCAAAGCAGUGGAACUAAGGGCCCUUCAUGCUGCAUUAACCCAAGGAAGUAGUCCAGGCACAACCAACGUCAGAUUCCCAUCACCUUCCUCUGCUUCUCACUUCUCUGCCCAAGAUUACCCUGUUUUCACACCAAGUUAUGAAGACGAGACACAUCAGAACCCAACAAGGAGCAGAACAAUAUCAGAAAGUUGGGAUGAGAAUGGGGUAGAUGGAGGGAACAGCAUGGCUCCCUCAGAUUACAAGGAGAAAUCAAGUUCUAGAAAGGGGCUAACUUUUGGAUUUGGCAACCAUGACUCUCACACGUGUCCUGCUGAUGAUAGCAAAUCUGUGAGUGGUUCUUGUGCUAAUCAUAUCACUGUUCUCCAAACAUCGCCUGCAAAUGACUACUUCAAAUCCAGGAGGAGAAACAGUUCGGGGGAUUUGAGGCCUUUGUCUUCCUGCAAUAGGUGCAAUCCUGCUGUCAUAACUACUGAAUAUGAGAACACAAGGAACACUAGGAGCUCCAACAUUGUUGUCCCCCUCACAGAUUCUCAUGCUUCUUUUCAAACCCAGCCAAAAAAUAAAGGGGUGAUUUCCUGGUUGUUCCCCAAGUUCAAGAAGAAGCAUAAGAAUGUGAGUUCCCCAGCUAGAACAGAAUCUGAGGAAGUCUCUCAGGUUCUCAAGGACAUGAGAAUAAUGUCAGUUGAGGCACUGAAGAGGGAACUGAUGGAGGCAAAUGAGACUAGAGAUUCUGCCUUGAUGGAAGUUUCUGAGAUGAGAUCUUCACUGGGGGACCUUAGACAAAAGCUUGAGUAUUUGGAGAGUUACUGUGAAGAGUUGAAGAAAGCUUUGAGGCAAGCAAUUCUCACCAAAGAAACCACACAUUCUGAAAAGUUUAACAACUCUCCCCAUAAAGGAACACCCUUUGAUGGAAAUGGAGAAAAUUUGAUGCCUGUAGGUGAGGAUGUUAUGAUAGAGGGCUUCUUGCAGAUAGUGUCAGAAUCAAGGUUAUCGGUGAAGCAAUUCUGCAAGACCCUUAUAUGCCAGAUUGAAGAAACUGAUCAAUCAUUGAUGGACAACUUGAACUUGCUCCUCCAACCAUAUAGACUCUCCUUGAAUUCCAAAUACUCAAAGGCAGUUUUAUACCAUUUUGAAGCCUUCAUAAACCAGGCCUUCUACCAAGACUUUGAGAACAGUGUGUUCCAAAAGAAUGGCUGCACAAAAUUCCUAGACCCUCGACAGCAUCGUCAAGCACAAUUCUCAUCGUUUGUUGCACUUAGGAAUUUGAGCUGGAACGAGGUGCUCAGAAAGGGGACUAAGUAUUACAGUGAAGAGUUUAGUAAAUUCUGUGACCAGAAAAUGAGUUGCAUCAUCACUACACUGAAUUGGACUAGGCCUUGGCCUGAGCAACUCCUUCAGGCUUUCUUUGUGGCAGCAAAGUGCAUAUGGUUGCUACAUUUGCUGGCCUUUUCUUUCAACCCUUCAUUGGGAAUUUUAAGGGUUGAAGAGAACAGAAGCUUUGAUCCUCACUUCAUGGAAGAUCUGGUUGCUGAUAGACAGAGAUCACAAGGUUCAAACAGGGUUAAGAUCAUGGUGGUGCCAGGCUUCUAUGUUCAGGAUAGGAUCUUGAGGUGUAGAGUUAUUUGCAGGCACAAAUCUGCACCCUAAACUAAUGUAACUUGGAGAUUGGUUUAAUUCCACUGUUUAUUAUAGUUCAUUCUCCCUUCUUUAA
This is a messenger RNA of Vigna umbellata (rice bean), 2166 nucleotides long. Its product is annotated as IRK-interacting protein-like. NCBI's taxonomy places the organism in Eukaryota, Viridiplantae, Streptophyta, Magnoliopsida, Fabales, Fabaceae. The record is from RefSeq and is a predicted model, not a curated record.